Jaculus jaculus (lesser Egyptian jerboa) is the source of this 2143-nucleotide messenger RNA. It is a transcript of the gene C1qtnf7, whose product is annotated as C1q and TNF related 7. The record is from RefSeq and is a predicted model, not a curated record. The coding region runs from base 742 to 1611 and encodes 289 amino acids. NCBI's taxonomy places the organism in Eukaryota, Metazoa, Chordata, Mammalia, Rodentia, Dipodidae. Gene Ontology annotation, molecular function: protein binding. The transcript is spliced from 4 exons.
CGUACCACAGCAUGAGCUCCAAGCUUCAAACGCAUUUUCAUUCUCAGACGAGCACUUUACUUUUCAUCAAGAUAGCUUUUACAUUGUUUGGGAGCAUACUUGGAUAAUAAACAUAUUUUUGUUUUGAAUAUUUUAAUGAUUUCUUAAUUCAUGGGAGAACCAGAGCAACAGAGUUUCAUGUUUUGGGGGAAAGUCUGAAUCCAGCAAUGCCUAGAGAAGGAUAAAGGGACAACUUUUCUGUGAUAUUUACCAAGAAUAAGGACAGAUACAACAUAUGUCUACAAGCUAAAGAUUCUUCCUCAAAAACUUUCAAGUAAGAAAUGACUCUUCUCAAAGCUAACAACCAAUUUCCAGUCAGUGAAUAAUUUUUCCCAGAACUAUCCACUCAAUGGAAAACAAAUGAAGAGGAAAAAGCUAAAUAAACAAAUGUCCACCACAACAGACAUGGUGAGCAUCUAAACUUACCAGUCAACAAAAGCAAGCACUUAAAGCUUAUCCCAAACUAUAAUUUUAACUGGUUUCUGAGUUGAGCCUUGCUGGAUAAAUGACUUCCAGGGCCUGUGGCUCUGGACUGAAUGAGAAAAAAUAUUUUUAGCACAACUAUUUGGAAAUAUUUGAGAACUUGAACCUGCUCUUCCUUCUGGUACCAAAGCAAGUUUUCAGCGGAGCUUUCAUGACAUCCCCUGACUCUUUGCGCUGGGAAUCCUGCAGUGGCCCACCCUUCCAGAGCACGAACCAAAGAUGAUUGUCUUGCUGUACGUCACAAGUUUUGCCAUUUGUGCAAGUGGACAACCUCGGAGUAAUCAGCCCAAAGGAGAGAGCUACUCCCCGAAGUAUAUCUGCAGCAUCCCUGGCUUACCUGGACCCCCAGGCCCUCCUGGAGCAAAUGGUUCCCCUGGGCCCCAUGGUCGCAUUGGCCUCCCAGGAAGAGAUGGUAGAGAUGGCAGGAAAGGAGAGAAAGGAGAAAAGGGCACUGCAGGUCUAAGAGGCAAGACUGGACCAUUGGGUCUUGUUGGUGAGAAAGGGGACCAAGGAGAGACUGGGAAGAAAGGACCCAUGGGACCAGAGGGAGAGAAAGGAGAAGUAGGUCCUGCUGGGCCUCCUGGACCAAAAGGGGACCGAGGAGACCAAGGGGAGCCAGGGUUGCCUGGAGUGUGCAGAUGUGGAAGCAUUGUACUGAAAUCUGCCUUUUCCGUUGGCAUCACAACCAGCUACCCAGAAGAAAGAUUACCCAUUAUAUUUAACAAGGUCCUCUUCAACGAGGGGGAGCACUACAACCCUGCGACAGGGAAGUUCAUCUGUGCUUUCCCAGGGAUCUAUUACUUUUCUUAUGAUAUCACAUUGGCUAAUAAGCACCUGGCAAUUGGGCUGGUGCAUAAUGGCCAGUAUCGGAUCAGGACCUUUGAUGCCAACACUGGGAACCAUGAUGUGGCUUCAGGAUCCACAGUGAUCUACCUGCAGCCUGAGGAUGAAGUUUGGCUGGAGAUCUUCUUCAAUGACCAAAAUGGCCUUUUCUCAGACCCAGGUUGGGCAGACAGCUUAUUCUCUGGAUUUCUCCUCUACGUUGACACAGAUUACCUUGAUUCCAUAUCAGAGGAUGAUGAGCUGUGAUCCUGCCUGCAGACCUGAAUGUUCCCAAACUACUGUGGCUGACACUUUAAUCUGAGAAGCUGGAAGAUGGAGCAAGAAAUAAAGGGAUCCAAAGAGACUCCUACUCAUAUUCCAUAGCAUUGACAGAUAGUCCUGGCAGAAUCUCUAAAAGCAAGACAAACCACCAGUUGAAACCAAACCAAAUCAAAUAGCCCACCCCAGAUAUGAAUUUUCUUGAAAAUAAUACUAAUAAAUAUUUAAACAAAUUUAAAAUAAUGUUAACAAAUUUUAAAUGCCCUUAGUGAUACAACCAGCUGGCAGUGAUAGUGCCUCAUUAAAUCUUUACCAAAUUACAUUUGAGCCUGUUCUUUCAGAGAAUUGUAAUGCCCCAGAAAGUCUUUGACAAUUUUCUAGAGCCAAAAUACAAAGGUAAAAGGUACUAAAUAUUUUCAAGGAAAUUAAAGUGAAGUGGUAAAUGUUGUUGUUCUAUUAUUCAUUACUUCAUGUGUGUGUUUAUGUUCUUCAGCAACUCUUGAUGAGACUGAAUAGGCCA